Closterium sp. Naga37s-1 is the source of this 468-nucleotide messenger RNA. NCBI's taxonomy places the organism in Eukaryota, Viridiplantae, Streptophyta, Zygnematophyceae, Desmidiales, Closteriaceae. The record is from the annotation of a GenBank genome assembly.
AUGCGGGUGGUGACUGCUGGGCUGAUGGUGGCGUUCCUUCAGGCCAAGCUGCUUGAUGACUCGGCGGAUCUGGAUGAUUUAAUGGCCAACCCAGGCCACUCCCCGUCUUCUCGCUUCGCCAAAUCGUGUUCCCCGUUUUGUGUUCCCCUGUUGGGUGUUGGCGUGCUGCCAAAUAAUCGCAUUUCUGGUAUUUUGCACAUGCUUUACCCCCUCCCUCUCGCCCUCUGCGCUGGUUCCAUCCCUCCCUCCUCUCUCUCCCCCCUCUUUCCCUCCUCUCUCCCUCCUCUCACCCUCCGCUUUUCCUCAUCCCUCCUGCCUGUCCUCCUCCUCCUCUCUCCCCCCUCUCCAGUUCGCCCCUCCAAAGCCUCUGCGCCUGUGGGUGCCAGUCUCCUCAUCGCAGCUCUCCGCACCCCUCCUGCUCUUCCCACACGGCCUCAAUGCUCUCUACCUCCUCUUACCUCCCUCUAA